ACAGAUUUCAUUUGUCAACUGUCAUAUAUGUCAUUAUUGUCACAAAUACGUCAUUUACGUGGCUCCGAUGUUUUAUAUUUAUUAUUAAAAAAACUACGUCUGUUUUUACCAAAAUAUUGCAAUGGGGCUUUGCAAAUGCCCAAAACGUCGCGUCACAAACCAAUUUUGUUUCGAACAUCGUGUUUGUGUUUGUGAAAACUGUAUGGUCACUAACCAUCCAAUUUGCGUCGUUCAAUCUUAUUUGCAAUGGUUACAAGACAGCGACUACAACUCAAUAUGUGAGUUGUGUAAUAAAGAACUGAACGUAGAGGACAGUAUUAGACUAACUUGUUACCAUGUAUUUCAUUGGUCAUGUCUAGACCACUUUUCACGGCAGUUGCCACCUACGACAGCCCCCCGAGGCUACACUUGUCCCUCGUGCAAGAGCCCUCUGUUUCCUCCUUCAAAUUUAAUCAGCCCUGUUGCUGACGUCUUGAAAGAGAAACUGGUGGGUGUUAACUGGGCUAGGGCCGGUUUGGGACUUCCGCUGUUAUCUGAAGACAGGGAAGUAAAAGCUGUGGUCAAUCACACGUCGUCUAUUUCAACGAAUAAGUCUCCGAAUCCGUCACAUUCUGUUGUGAAUGUGGAGGAUCAAGGAGCUUUCAGCAGGACAGGGACUGAGGCAUAUCAGGCGUCAUCAAAUAGACGAAUUUUUCAGGAUGUGAGGGAGGUCAAGCCGGUAGUUUUUGAUCAUGAUGAGGAUAAGUAUAAAAGGAGGCCCGCAAGCGAAUUAGUUAAAACUUGGUGGAGGAUAACGUUUGGGGGGGCGUCAAAAGUGAGAGGUGGCAAAUCUUUUUAUAGGAAGUAUUGCAUGUUGGGGAUUAUUCUAGUGCUAGGGGUCGUAGUUCUAAUCUUGAUUAUGUCACGAUUAGGGAGGUACAACACCGAAAAUGAUCCCAAUUUUGAUGUGAGGAAUAAUCCCAAUAUUCACGUUCAGCACAUGCAAGCUCUUGAUUGAUUGUGAAUAUUUUUUUAUUUGCUACGCUCUACUUACAUAAUUAUAUAAUUUGUACAUAAUGGAAUUAAUAAAUGAGUAAACAAGCAA
This is a messenger RNA of Tribolium madens (black flour beetle), 1084 nucleotides long. RefSeq names its product zinc finger protein-like 1. NCBI's taxonomy places the organism in Eukaryota, Metazoa, Arthropoda, Insecta, Coleoptera, Tenebrionidae. The transcript has 5 exons. The record is from RefSeq and is a predicted model, not a curated record. Bases 122 to 997 code for a protein of 291 amino acids. Gene Ontology annotation, cellular component: Golgi apparatus.